Molecule: messenger RNA, 345 nt
Organism: Chilo suppressalis (striped riceborer)
Lineage: Eukaryota; Metazoa; Arthropoda; Insecta; Lepidoptera; Crambidae
Source: the annotation of a GenBank genome assembly
AUGGCCCGGGACGCUGGAUUUUCAACACCCCUGUGUGUACACAUAUUAUUUUUGGAAUUGUUUUCAGAUACCAAAAUAAUGGCUGGACACAUCACCGCUGCCUUCGUGCUGUUCGCUGUCUUCUUCUUGUCGGCUAACGUCGAAGAUGCGCUCGCAAGUCCUGCAAUCGCCACCGGCUACGAUUCCGUAGGAAUUUGCAUAGAGAACUGCGCGCAAUGCAAGAAGAUGUUCGGUGCGUGGUUCGAGGGACCCCUAUGCGCAGAAUCCUGUAUCAAGUUUAAGGGAAAGCUCAUACCCGAAUGCGAAGAUUUCGCCUCAAUUUCCCCAUUCUUGAACAAACUAUGA